UUCGAGUGCGUGAAACUUCUGGUGGAGGCUGGGGCGAAUGUUAACCAUGCAACCAAGAGUAACUCCACGCCUCUUCAUGUGGCAUGCUAUUCUGGGGUCCUUCGCACUGUUGAGUUUUUGAUCCAGCGUGGAGCCGACAUUCAAGUCCAGGAAAACCACGGCCACUCGUGCCUGAUGGCUGCUACGUACAGAGGUUAUCUGGAUGUGUUAUUGUUUCUUUUGGAUAAAGGAACAGAUUCUAACCAGAGUACAGUGUGCGGAAAUACCGCGUUACAUAUUGCGGCGGAAUGCGGCAACGUGAACGUAAUGGUUCUCUUUUUACAAUUCGGGGCAAAGCCAAGGAGAAACGCAAUUGGGUUGAGUCCAUUGCAUCUGGCAACCAAAUGCAGCCUGGCACAUAUGGUGGAAUAUUUAGUAACGCGGCCCGAAUUUUGCAAAGAAGAGAAAGUGGACGCUUUGGAACUUCUGGGGGCUUCCUUUGCAAAUAAUCCAGAUUUCUACAAUCUGCCCAGCGCGUACAAAUACAUGCGUCUGUCAAUGGAAUUGAGGUACCCGCUUAAGAUCCGUGUGUGUGAG
Molecule: messenger RNA, 576 nt
Organism: Gryllus bimaculatus (two-spotted cricket)
Lineage: Eukaryota; Metazoa; Arthropoda; Insecta; Orthoptera; Gryllidae
Source: the annotation of a GenBank genome assembly